UUUCUUUAAAAGAUCGAGAACUUUCGAUAUUCAGUUGUCACUAAAAUACGACAAGCUUCAGACGCGAAUCUGUUUGUCACGUGUUUUUGUUUUCGGAACAAAAUUAAAAACAUGGUGCGUGAAAUUAUUACUCUGCAAAACGGUCGCUACUCUAAUUUUGUUGGCACCCAUUUCUGGAAUAUACAAGAAUCUUCGUUCGAAUAUAGCGGCGAUUCUUCUCAGCCAGAAAUAGAGCACGAUGUUCUGUUUAGAGAAGGCAAGAACUUGUUGCGAGAAGUAACUUACACCCCAAGACUCGUUGUCAUCGAUUUGAAGUCGAAUCUUGGAUGUCUGCCCCUGGAAGGAACCUUAUACCCAACACCAGCACAUCAAAAUGGAGGCAGUGAAAUCCCAACCUGGGGGGAUGGUGUUGAAGUUGUUGAAGCUUCAAGGAGCAAAAAGAAUGAGUUUAUUAAAGAUUUGGAAUUAGAAGAACAGAAAUAUUACCAAGCAACAAACGGAGUGGAAAAGUCAAAUGAAAAAAAUGAAAAACAAAUAAAAGCGAAAACCUACAAACUUGAAGAUAAAGUAAAAACUUGGUCGGAUUUUAAACGACUUCAUUUUCACCCACGAAGCAUCCUAACGCUAAACGAGGAAGAUGAUUCGUUCACUUCAUGGUCGGGGGGGUUCGAACAUGGGAAAUAUAUAUCUUACCAAGUUGAAGACCUUGUUAGGGUUUAUGCUGAGGAAUGCGACAACAUGCAAGGUUUCCAAGUGAUGUCGGAUGUAAAUAACGGCUUUGGGGGGGUUCUAACUUCGUUGAUGGAAUAUUUAUCUGAUGAGUUUCGUGGAAAGGGUUUGGUUGUCUACCCCAUGCUGCCUGUGAGAAAUGAGAAAACUGCACCUAAAGUGAGAAGUUCGAGCCUCGCAACUUUAUUAUCAUUGUCAGAAUCUUUAAAAUUGUCAACUCUUGUUGCUCCAAUGUCGCUCAACUCUGAUAUUUUUCGACAAAACCCUCGAAAACGGGAAUUUCCGAGGCUAAUAUACGAUGCAACUUGUGACUACCACACUAGUUCCAUCUUGGCUACGGCGCUUGAGAGUAUAACUCGUGUUCAUCGGUGUCACACUGAUCCCCAAUCUUUAUCCAAUAUAUCACAACAACUAUCUAUUGGAAGCCAAAAACUUGUUAGCACUGGAGCUGCAAUACCGAUCCCAUUUUCAUCAAACUACAGUUGUUUGCCUGACAUGCUGUGCGACCAUCUGGAUAAAUCAUUAUGGACCUCGCUUACACCUUGCGUCGAUGAUGCUAAAAGCAAAGGAGAUGUAGUUGACCGUUGUUUUUCACAAUCUUUAUCAAUAAAUGGCUUUCCACCAUCAGCAGCCACUGCUUCAACCACACACCCCGAAUACAACAUUAGCCAAAUCCACCAAUGUACAAAUCUAACCUCAGUGUUAAAGCUCUACCUUGAAGGAAAGUAUGUUGACAGCAGUUCAGUUGUUUCUGUUCAACGAACCCCAAUAAAAGUUGACACCCCUUUUCCCCAAAUAUUUCACUCUUCGCUGACAUCUACUGGCUUCCCAAGGCAGGAUUUAACCGACAAGUUUCACAAUAAAAAUCUGUCAGUGUUGCCCAAUGGUAAAUCUCCAGUGUUCAGCAACCUUGAUUCUCCAGUGAUGACCAAUGUAGAAUCUCUCCCAGUGUUGACCAAUGUCAUGAACUCCAAUUCAAUUUCUUCGUUGUUACAAAAAUGUUGCACGCGAGCAAAACAACUUCACCGAUCGCGCCAUUGUUACACAGACAAUGAGAGAGAAACGCUCGAUGAAGCGAUUGAUUAUUACAUCACAAUGAACGAAGAAUACUCAUCUUUUUUAUCCGAUGGUUCUGAUUAAAUAUUUUCUCUUUAUAUUUUUUCCUAACUGUGCUUUGUAAAUAACAACAAAGAUAUAAAUAUUGAAUCCUUUUGCUUCGUGUCAAUAAAAGUUCUUCAUGAUUUA
Molecule: messenger RNA, 1974 nt
Organism: Ciona intestinalis (vase tunicate)
Lineage: Eukaryota; Metazoa; Chordata; Ascidiacea; Phlebobranchia; Cionidae
Product: protein misato homolog 1
Biological process (GO): mitochondrion organization
Cellular component (GO): mitochondrion; cytoplasm
Source: RefSeq, a predicted model, not a curated record